This is a messenger RNA of Conger conger (European conger), 5656 nucleotides long. It is a transcript of the gene ubn2a, whose product is annotated as ubinuclein 2a. Gene Ontology annotation, cellular component: nucleus. The record is from RefSeq and is a predicted model, not a curated record. NCBI's taxonomy places the organism in Eukaryota, Metazoa, Chordata, Actinopteri, Anguilliformes, Congridae.
UCGAUGUAAUUUUUAUUUACUCCUGAAAUCCAAGAUGGCUACUCCGAAUAUUUCAGUACCUUAGCAAUUGAGGAUGCACGUAUCGAGUAAACUACUUUCCCCGAUAAUCUCAUCCCCUGAAACUAAAUUAGUAAGGUGUAGAUGAACUCUUUGCAUCUUACGUACCUUAAAAUAGUCCUCACGUAUAGGUUCAGCUCCCGUGAAUACACCAUUUUGAAGUAGUUUCGAGGAAUACAUAUCCCUCAAUCGCUGUCUCUCUAAAGCAAGCGAGGUUCACCGUCUCCGCAUCAAAUGGCCGAACCGAGAAAAGUACCAUUUGUCACACUGUCGGCCUUCGCCGCUGGACCGGCCUCAGAGCCAAGGAAACGCCGGAAUGAAGAUGAGGUCGGAAUUAAUUUGGAGGAGAGUACAGCGGUAGGCAAUACAGCGACCGGGGCAGGAGGUGGUGGUCUGUUUGGCAAAGCUAGCGACGGGGACAACGGGGAACCAAGAGGGAUUACCGUGCGAUUGAACCUCUGCCUGUCCGAGCCCAACGACCAAGCGUCGGCCGAAUUCAACUACAGCGAGCUGGUUCAGUCAAUACAGGUGAAGAAGGCACCCCAAGCACCCACACCUGUCUGUGACCCUAAUGACCCCUUUGCGGAUGAUGAGAGAGAACGGCAGCAAGUGGAGGCCCUGGCCAAGAAAUUUGAGAGCAAAUAUGGCAAUGCUGGGAAAAAGAAAAGGAAGGACAGAAUGCAAGAUCUGAUCGACAUCGGUUUCGGCUACGAUGAGAGUGACCCGUUCAUAGACAACUCUGAGGCUUACGACGAGCUGGUCCCCGCCUCUCUGACCACCAAGCUGGGAGGCUUCUACAUCAACACGGGCACCCUGCAGUUCCGCGCUGCGUCUGAGUCUGAGGGGGAGGAUGGGGGCAAAGACGGGAAGCCCCACAAGAAGCUGAAGGAUGGCGAGGAGCAAGCUAUCAAGAAACGGAAGAGAAAAGAAGGAGCCAAUGUGGAGGAGAAGAAGCCCAGGAAGACCAAAGUGCCGAAGCAAGGAGUGAGCACCAUGAACAUGCACCGGCCUGAAAAGAAGAAGCGCAAGAAGCUGAUGAAGGACUCCCUGUACCUGGCGGCCAUGUUGCGGCGCUUCACUCGGGAGAAGGAGGAGAUGCGGAAGAAGACCCCGGCCGGCGGACAGCCGCCCAACGCCGGGGGAGCCCCCAACGCGGCCCGGCCCAACCACGUGCUCCACAACCCCCACCUGCACCCGCACCCCGCCAACAAUGACAUCUCCAUGGCGGAGCUGACGGCCGACCCGGCCGUGAUGUCUCUGCUGGGCUCCACCAGCGAGAGCGAGCUGCAGGACAUCCUGGACGACCUGGACUUCAGCCUGCUGGACUCCUCGCCCCAGGCCUGCAGCCCCGCGCAGCGCGAGAACGGCCUGCUGGGGGCCAUGGCGGGGCAGAAGGCCGGGGCCGGCGCUCUGGGGCGCGGGGCCGGGGCGCUGGGGGCCGGCGGGGGGGUCCUGACCCCUCCCCCCCUCCCCGACGGACUUCCGCCCCCCCUCACCAAGCGGAUCGAAGACUUGCGCGCAGCAUCCCGGCAGUUUGACCAGGAAGGGAGAAAGAAAUUCUUCACCCUGGAUAUGAACAACAUCCUCCUGGACAUUGAGCUGCAGGUGCAGGAGCAGCCGGCUGCAGUGCGCUCUGCGGUGUACUCUCACCUGGAGGCCUUCGUUCCCUGCAACAAGGAAGCCCUGCUCAAACGCCUCAAGAAGCUCAGCCUCAAUAUCCAGGACGAUCGGUUGCGGACCCCUCUUCUGAAGCUGAAGCUGGCCGUGUGCAGUGUGAUGCCAGAGCAGAUCGCCCGAUACAACAUGGACUGCAUGGCCAAGGCUGCCAAGCAUCAGUCUGAGGAGGGAGAGAAGAACGGCUCGGAGGAAGAGGAUGAGGAGAAGCCAGGGAAGAGGGUGAUGGGGCCACGCAAGAAAUUUGUGUGGGAUGACAGGCUCCGGACUCUGCUCUGUAACCUGGUUCGGGUGAAGCUGAGCUGCUAUGAGCUGGAGUCCCAGUGCGCUCUCUCUGCGGAGGACUAUCUCAAGGCCUUCAUGGAGAACGAGGUCAAACCCCUCUGGCCCAAGGGCUGGAUGCAGGCCAGGAUGCUGUUUAAGGAAAGCCGCUCUGUGCACAGUCACCUGACUGGUAACCUAGCCAAGAAGAAGAUUGUCCCCACGCAGAGAGCGAAAACCAAGGAGGGAGGCUGGGUGCGCAUGCCCACCCCCGUCUCCUCGACAGCGGCCACGCCCGCCCCCGCCCCCGCGGUGCGUCGCCCCCCCGCCUCCCCCUCGGAGACCAUCUGCCUGUCGGACUCCCUGGACGACGAGCUGAUCGCUCCCUCCCUGGACUCCAUUUCCCACGCUCUCGCCAUGCUGGGCAGCGUGGCCAAAGGGCUGGUGCAGAACGACAGCCCGCCCUCCCCCCCGCGGCCCCACGGACCCCCCGCCACCGCCCACUACGCCUCCCCGCUCGCGCACUCCCUCCUGGGCAGGAAGGAGCCCCUCGCCAUGUCCGUCAGCACCGCCUCUACCUCGUCCUCCUCCUCCUCUUCCUCGGCCCGGAGCGAGGGCCUGGGGGCGAUGAAGGCCGGGGGGCCCCUGGCGCAGGCUCAGAGGCUGGCCCUGGCCUCCGCGCACAGGCCCGGCGUUUCGGCGAUAAGCAAACUCGGCCUGCCCGGCUCCCCCUCUCCCCCGAAGCCCCGGCCCCCCCCCACCGCCUCCCCCCUGCUGCCCCCCCAGCAGAAGUCAUUGUGCCCCCCGGGGGUGAAGGCCGGGGGGGCCACCCCUCCCUCAGGACAGCUGAAAGGCAGCGGUAAGGCGGGUAGCGCUAACUGCAGCAACAGCAACAGUGUGGGCAUGUCUCCUCAGUCCCGAAUGAACUCCCACCCUCCUCAGCUCAAUCCCAAAAGCCCCCAGACGCCCCGCCUGCCCCACUGUCCCUCCCCGGGCCCCAAACCCCAUCAGCAUCACCAGUCAAACUUCAUCACCCCGAUGCAGGCCACCCUCACCAAGUCCUCUCACAGCAACAUCCCCACCAUCAUCAAGCUCACGCCCCGCCCCACGGCCCCCACCCCGCCUCCUUCCUCUUCCCCCUCCCCCUGCCCGUCUCCCUCCGCCUCCCUGCCCCCUCACUCCCGGCCUCAGGCCAUCCAGAACGCGCACCAGUACUCUCCCAAAAACCCCGGCUUCCGCCCGCCCUUCUCUGUCCCCGGGGGGCUGGCCAAGGCGGGGCAGAGCACCUACAGCCUCGCGGGGGGGCACAAAGGCUCCGCCCACGGCAGCCCCAGCCCCACGAGCACGUCCUCCAUCUCCGGCCGGCCCGUCUCCAGCCCCUCCCCCUCCUCCGGCUCGGCCAGUCACGGGCAGCGGCAGAGGCCGUCGGGCGGAGCCGGCCAGGGGGCUAAGCCAGUGGUCAGCCGGGCGCCUGUGGCCUCUGUCCACUCCUCAGCCCUGUCUCAGGUGUCCUCUCCGGGCGGUAACCUCCUGGGCCCCGCGCCCCCGUCUCUCCCGCUGGGAUUCGGGAUGCUGGGAGGGCUGGUUCCCGUCUCUCUACCCUUCCAGUUCCCCCCCCUGCUCAACUUCUCCCCCCCCGGGGUGCCCGGGGGCAGUGGCCUGGGGGCCGCCGGCAACAACUCAGGAUACAGCCUGGCGCAGAAUCUGUUAAAGAGUCUCCAGUCAGGGUCGCAGGCUGCACUGCCUCCUCACUUGCAGCUUGCCUUCUCAGACGCGAGCCAAAGCCAGGGAGGAGACAUGAAGAGGAAGUCGCACUGACCAAUAGGAGGCCAGAAGAUGGGUAUCCGCCGUCCCCGUCUGCUAGGAAGCGACGGCGGUGUCGGGCUAUCGCCGUGACGCGUGGCUCCGGUCGGUAAAACUGCGGAAAUGUCAGGAUUUCCUCCUCCCUAGCUGUCUCACGGGCUGCUCUGAUGAAUUAAUUAUUCUUGCUAUAAUUAUUAAUUAUAUCGUAAUUGGGCUGAAAGGAUGAAUGGUGAUCUUUUUGUUUCAUUUUUGAUUUUUCGUCAACAUGUUUACAUGACAGACCUUUAUCACUGUGGAAAAGAGAGGGGCGGCGGGAGAGAUUACGCUACGUAAUUUAAUUUGUAUUUAAGUAAUCUUACUUAUGAAUUCUUGAUUAUUUUUCUGAAGCCGUUUUAACUAUGAAUCCCGGAUCCUAGUCCUUAGGAGACUCCCUCUCUCGGUCUUUGAGAUGGUACAGUCCUACCACAUGCAGGCUCCGGGUUCAGGGAGUCGUACUGUUAGAGUCCCACUCCCCCCUUCCCCACUGCAGACUGUUAACACAAGUAGCUAUUUUUACUGAAAAGUGACUUGUAAUUAAUUUACACACAGGGAUAACGCUUUCCACUUAUGAUUUGAAAGUGUGAGAGUAAACGAAUUUGAGCGUGUGUGUGUGCGUGUGUGUGUGUGUGUGUGUGUGUGUAAAUAUAUAUACUGUAUUCUUACCAGGUCAGUCUGUGUAUAGCGCGUGAGCAUAUGCCCCUCUCUGUCUUGCUCUGUGUCCCCUUCUGGUGCUGUUUUCACACUGGACUUAUUUUGGAGAAACUUGAAGUUGAGUGAAUCUCCCGUUUGUGGAGAGGCAGAGAAAGGAUACGGGGGAGAGAGAGAGAGAGAGAGGGAGGGAAGACGAUUGUAGCCUACUUGAACUUUUAUUUUGAAUUUUGUUGCUGUUCGAUAAAACUCAAGAACACACACUCAUAACACAAAAAAAAGCCUUAGUUUGUAAGUUAAAAGAACUAUGCAGGAUGGUAAACGCUUAAAAGCCGAACUACAAAUUGUUGCUUGGGGAUUUAUGUUGCCAUUAUCCAACCGUCUGCUGGAUGUUUGUAGGAGUAAGAUCAUGUGUCUGUCGCUCCGUUCCUACAUUUAUAAUAAAAAAAACAAAAAAAAAACAAGCCGCUUACCACUUCAGUUCCCCUUCACUCAUCUCUCGAUUGUGUCCCUGUUCCCCGUGCUCCUCCUCCUCCCACGUCAUGUCAUUUCAGAUACACUGCUAUCUCAUUCCCACCCCUGACUGACUGACAGAACUGUGGAACCAAAGAUAAUGUCCCUAGGUUAGAAUGGCAGCCAAGUCAGUCACUGUUUUAUUUCUGUUUCUUUUCAAAGCAUAUACUUAAAUUGUAUCUGUGUGUUUGUGUAUGUCUGCGUGUGCUCUGGAGGUCUUUGUAAACCAAUUUUGGUAAUGUUUUGGGGGUCACACUGUGGGGGGAGGGGGGGGCAUAUUGUCUCGGUUAAUUAUGUCUUUAGUAGAUUAUUUUUGUGUGAUGAAUAAAAAAAAAAGCUGUUUGUUUUCAAUUGGGAGUCGUUUUGUACCCAUCUGCGUUUGUUUUCAUGGCUGUAUAAAUGCUGUAAUUUGUACUUAAGAGGUCCUGCUUUUUAAAUAUUGUAAAGGACAGAGGAUAUUUGACUUGUCUACUGCGGCAGUAGUCUUAUGUUGUGUGGCCGGUUGACUAUGAUUUGAGCAGAACCCAAUCCUUUUCAAAUUUCAUUCUACAAAAAGGAGGGAAAAGUUUCAGGUGGAACUUGUAAUCAGCUUCUCGGCACAAAACCUGCUAUGGGAAGCAAGGAAAUGGAGUUAAAAAUAAAUCACGAAUAAUUUCUAUAA